AUGAUUCUGUCUAGCGCACGCCUGGAACUCGGCGACAUCACACAUCAUAACGUCAAGCAGUUGAAGCGCAUAAACCAAAUAGUUUUCCCAGUUAGCUACAAUGAUCGUUUCUACAAGGACAUUCUCGAAGCCAACCAAUUGGCGAAAUUUGCCUAUUUCAAUGACAUCGUCGUUGGGGCGGUCUGUUGCCGCGUUAGUGUUACCGAUGGUCAUCGAAAGAUGUACAUAAUGACGUUAGGUUGCCUUCCAGCGUACAGAAGACUGGGAUUAGGUUUACACGUGCAGAUCAACAACGAAGGCGCGCUGGAAUUUUACAAGAAGUUCGAUUUCAAAGUGGUCGAAAUGGCACAUAAUUACUACAAGCGUAUCGAGCCGGCCGACGCGUACGUUUUGGAGAAACGGCUUCAUGAGCCCGUCAUCGUAACGGACAAAACGAAAGACGUGAAACUUUGA
Messenger RNA from Soboliphyme baturini, 453 nucleotides. The record is from the annotation of a GenBank genome assembly. NCBI's taxonomy places the organism in Eukaryota, Metazoa, Nematoda, Enoplea, Dioctophymatida, Soboliphymatidae.